UCUGUCUUUUGACAGAUCGAUUUUGAGUGCGGCCUCCAGGCUGAUUUAAUUGAUAAUAAUAAUACUGACGGAUUGGAUGGGACAGAAUACGUUUUAAGUGCGACGAAAUAUGUCUGGUAUUGGUGGUGGUGAUUUAAAACCUGUACUUCCGAAAAGUGGACAGCUGAUUAUAGAGGAUGUUGAUGAUCUGGUGCUGUGCAAGCCAAGAUUGAUCCCACUGAAGAGUUUCACAUUGGAGAAAUUGGAGAAGAUGCAACGCGACGCCUACCAGACUGCCGAGAAAUUAUCAAAUCAAGAAGCUAAGCACUAAGAAUAAACUCAAA
Nicrophorus vespilloides is the source of this 323-nucleotide messenger RNA. It is a transcript of the gene BBIP1, whose product is annotated as BBSome-interacting protein 1. Lineage: Eukaryota; Metazoa; Arthropoda; Insecta; Coleoptera; Silphidae. The transcript has a single exon. Bases 110 to 310 code for a protein of 66 amino acids. Gene Ontology annotation, biological process: receptor localization to non-motile cilium; cilium assembly. The record is from RefSeq and is a predicted model, not a curated record. Gene Ontology annotation, cellular component: BBSome.